Messenger RNA from Hemibagrus wyckioides, 6804 nucleotides. RefSeq names its product arf-GAP with Rho-GAP domain, ANK repeat and PH domain-containing protein 1-like. Bases 470 to 5242 code for a protein of 1590 amino acids. The record is from RefSeq and is a predicted model, not a curated record. The transcript is spliced from 34 exons. Gene Ontology annotation, molecular function: GTPase activator activity; phosphatidylinositol-3,4,5-trisphosphate binding; protein binding. NCBI's taxonomy places the organism in Eukaryota, Metazoa, Chordata, Actinopteri, Siluriformes, Bagridae. Gene Ontology annotation, biological process: signal transduction; positive regulation of GTPase activity.
ACACAAGCAAGCAGGCAGAGGAAGCCUAUUACAGCGAGAGAUAGAAGGCACUGAGAUUAGAAAUAAAAAGGAAAGUGUAUUACACACACACACACACACACACACACACACGAGGGGGCAGACAGACAUAGAGAGACAGACAGGCAGAUAGACAGACAGUGUGUGCGUGUGUGAGAGACGGAGAGAGCGUGCGCGCGCGCGCGUGUGUGUGUGUGUGUGUGUGUGAGAGAGAGAGGGAGGAGACUUCCAGCCACAUGAUGUGAUUAAGGAAAAUCUCGCAGUUUGUUUAUUAAACGACAGAAAAACAGGCGAGAGGGGUUAACUGUGUGUGUGUGUGGUGUUAUUGGGUCAGUUGGGAUCAGGAAGCUCUUCCUCAGUGUGUGAAGCGAUGAUUAUCUUCAGACAAUGACCUAAACUGGUUCUUGCUGGAACAGAGACUCUGCGUGUUGUUCAGUGUUAUUAGGAGGCCAUGUUGUCUCCCUCAGCAGAAGGCUUGCAGUCCGUUUACGAGUGGCUUGGGGGGCUCCGUCUUGAGCAGUACAGUCCGGCCUUCCAUGAGGCGGGUCUCAGAACUGUACGGGAAUGCCGGGAGUUGACUGCCUGUCAACUGGAGUGCAUGGGGGUGGCUUUGCCGGGCCAUCGGAAGCGCAUCCUAGGGAGCCUGCAGAAGCUUUUCCCUUCAGAACGAGUGAUCAGUGGCGAGGAAGAGGAAGAGGGACAAAGGCCUAUUCCAAAGGAAAGGACAAAAUUCCGCGCUUCUGCAGGCACUAACUCGGAAUUAAACUGCUCACGAACUGGUGGACCACAAGAUCAGAAACAGAACCUUCCCACUAAUAAUCCCGUGACUCAUAAGAAAGGUCCGCCCCCAAUUCCGCCUCGGGCAACUCAGAAUUGUCCUCCGGUACGGUUUUCGACUGUUUCCGUUACUGCGGCGAUGACCACCGGGGACGUGUCUGUGACUCCUAGUGAUCUCAUGUCUGUAUCUUUCACCAAGGUGGCUCAGCCAAGACCUGUGCCCUCUUCACUUCCUGUUCCAGUUCGGCCCCAGUCACGGAACCUGCCUGUUGCUCCAAGGCGGCAAACUGGAGAUCGGAAACCAUCACCAGUCUCACCAUUGCCUAUAUCACCAUUGCCAGUCUCAGCAUUGCCAGUUUCACCAUUAGCUAUCUCACCAUCACAUGUCUCUCCAUCUUGCUCCUCAUCCUCCUCAUUGUCUUCAUCAUCAUCAUCAUCAUCAUCAUCAUCAUCAUCAUCAUCAUCUGUAGCAGCAGCAGCAGUGGAACAGUUCCACCUGUAUGAACAAUGUUCUUCACCAGGUCUUGCUGAAUUAGGCAUUCCUCCUCUCCCUCCAAAAUCAUAUGCUGUAGUAACCCCCAGAGAGCCUAAAGUCACCCUGCCUACCAGGUCCCCCCGCAGACCCCCCAUACCCCCCCGUACCACCAAGGCAUCCAGCAGUAAGACCACACAUCCUCCCAGGAGCCCGAUAGCGCUCAGCUCGUCUCCAUCAGAUAAUCUCAGUGGUCUGGACGUCACAGCCCAGAUAAAAACCCGUGUAGAAACCUCUCAGCUAGCGGCCGUGUCGGUGCCCAGUCAGAGACGGUUGGACUCUACAGGCAGUUCAGACAGCUAUGAGGAGCUUGAAACGGCAAAGUCUGCAGGCAGCGAUCCUAUAGAAAUGGCAGAUAAGAGCACGUUCUUGCCUCUUCCCCGUGUGCGGGAGUCUCGGCGCAGCAGCCUGUACAGCGAUGAUGAGCUCCUUGAUGAGGAUGACGAGCCCGUGACAGAGAAGCGGCACUCGUGGAUCGAGGAUUAUAGCCGACUCUCUGGCAGCCAGAACAGCAUCUACCUGCCUGCCACAGGACCAGUGUUAGCCCCGCCUCCCAGGGACGACUCCACUCCCCAGCUCAGUCCGGUCAUCAAGAUGGGUUGGCUCGACAAGAAUCCUCCUCAGGGGUCUCUUAUCUAUCAGCGGCGUUGGGUCAAGCUGGACGCUGAUUAUCUACGAUACUUCGACAAUGACAAAGAUGUCUAUUCAAAGCGGAUCAUACCCACGUCCUCCAUCACUUCAGUGGCCAGUGUGGGAGAUCAGAAGUUUGAGGUGGUCACUCAUAACCGCACCUUCCUGUUUCGGGCUGAGAGUGACUUGGAGAGGAAUGAUUGGCUGUCUAUGCUACAAGAUAGCAUUAAUUCAUCUCGCCUGAAGUCCAGCUCUGAGUUGGCCCCAAACCCCUGUGUGACCUCAGAGAUGAAAGGCUACCUGGAGCUCCGCGGCCUGCGCUCUAAACUCUACACCAUAGUGUGUGGAGAUAAAGUGUUCCUUUACAAAAACGCUGAGGACUAUAAGCUGGGGAUUGGGAUCACGGCUAUAGAUAUGAAUGUUGGGAAUGUGAAGGACAUGGACAGAAGAGCGUUCGACCUGACCACACCUUACCGCAUAUUCAGUUUUGUGGCAGAAACUGACCAGCUAAAGGACCAGUGGAUGGAGGCGAUGAGGAACUCCAUUGCAGAAGCCCUUUCUAACUAUGAGGUUGCAGAGAAGAUAUGGUCAGAGCUGUCCAAUCAGAAAUGUGCAGACUGUAGUGCCACCAACCCCGAGUGGGCAGCUAUUAAUCUGGGUGUUGUCUUCUGCAAGCGCUGUGCAGGAGAACACCGCAGCCUUGGUCCGAGCAUAUCAAAAGUACGGAGUCUCAAAAUGGACAGAAAGGUGUGGACAGAUGAUUUAAUCCAGCUCUUUCUGGAGCUAGGCAACGAGCGAGCCAAUCAGUUUUGGGCAGCUAACAUCCCACCCAGCGAGGCCCUGACUCCAUCCAGUAGCAGCGACAAGCGCCGUCAUUUCAUCACGGCUAAAUACCGCGAAGGCAAAUACCGCCGCUACCACCCACUGUUCGGCAACCAGACAGAGCUCAACAACGCGCUGUGUAUUAAUGUGCAGUCUAACGAUGUGUGUGAGACUCUCGGCCUCGUCUUUUGCGGUGCCGAUGUGAACUGUGACACGGGUAUCCCAGAAUUCCCCACUCCCAUCACUUUAGCUCUGCAUCACGGCCAGAAGCUGCAGGUGGAGUUCCUCACUCAGAACCGCAACAUAGAGAUUCCAAGGUCAGAGGUCAAACUGGCCAUGCACACAGAGCACUACAUGGCUCCGCCCUCAAUCACACACAAUGGCUUCCUGUUUAAGACCGCCUCUAUGGCUCGUCCAAUCACGGAGCGGAAGAAUAAAGAAGAGUUCAGUAGGAGGUGGUGUGUUCUAAAUGAUGGACAUUUUAAUUACUAUGAAAGUGAUAAGAACGCAACACCAAAUGGAGGUCUGAAGAUGAAAGAGAUCGUCUGUCUGGCUGUCAAUCCUCCUGAGACUCACGGGUACGAUCACUCGUUUGAGAUUUACUCGGACGCAGAGCGUCUCUACCUGUUUGGGACGGACAAUCCCGACUCUAUGAAGGAAUGGGUCAAAUCCAUCGCCAAGUCGUUCAUCCCAGCUUGUGCUGAAGACCUGCUGCAGAAGGAUUUUGAACGGAUCGGCCGUCUGCGUUAUAAAGACCCUCUGAACCUGGAGAGCUGGAGGCUGGGCUGGUUCUGUCUUGAGGCAUCCACGCUGCACGUGUGUUUGGAGGACAGUAAGAGCCGUGAGAGCAUCCAGCUGCAGAAACUUCUGGAACUCUCGAGGGAUAAUGAAGUUCUGGUGCUCGUGGAGCGAGGCAGGACUCUGUACAUUGAGGGGGAGAGGAAGUUGGAUUUUCAUGGCUGGGUGUCGGCUAUCCAGCGGGCUGCUGGGAGGUCAGGAGACACACUGAGUCAGCAGCAGCUCACUGAGGCUGAUAUACCGCUCAUAGUGGAGCGCUGUAUACAUUACGUCACGCAAUAUGGCCUCACGUCAGAAGGUAUUUACCGUAAGAGUGGCGUGAACAGUAAGAUCGCUGCCCUGCUAGACACCUUCAGGAACGACGCUCGCUCCGUGUGGCUUAAAGAGGGAGAGCACCAAGUGGACGACGUGUCCAACGUCCUCAAGAGGUUCUUCAGGGACAUAGAGGAAGGACUGUUCGGUCCACAGUCACACAACUGGCUCAGCACUACGACUCUCUCAGAUGAAAGCAAGAAGAUUUCCCAGUAUCAGCUUCUUUUUGAAAAUCUGCCUCGAGUUAACAAAGCCACACUACGCACACUGGUCAAUCACUUAUUCUGUGUGCAGCAGUUUUCAGAACUGAACCAUAUGAACCUCCAUAACCUGGCAAUAGUUUUCGGCCCAACGCUUUUCCAGACAGACGGUCAAGACUACAACGCAGGGCGUGUGGUGGAAGACCUCAUACAGCACUACAUCACCAUUUUCAGUGUCAAUGAACAGCAGUUAAAGAGACAGCUUGACGAAAUCACCUACAUCAUUAAGUUACGAGAUAACCUCAAUCCUAAAACAGGACCGGCCAGUGGAGAUUUUAUCUGCACAGUGUAUCUGGAGGAGAAGAAAGAGACAGCUGAGCAGCAUGUGAAGAUCCCAGCCACCAUGACGGCGGCUGAGCUAGCCAUCGAGAUCCUGGACCGCAGGAAGAUCAGCUUCAAGGAGAAGGACUACUGGUGCUGCUUUGAGGUCAAUGAGAAAGAGGAGACUGAGCGUCCUCUGCACUAUCAGGAGCGAGUUUUGCCGAUCCUGCACAGUUUAGGGACAGACAGCCACCUGCUCAUCAAAAAGCACCUUGCCAUGGAGGCCAUGCUCAUCUACCUGGCCAGUAAAGUGGAUGUGACCAAACACGGCAUGCUGAAGUUUAAAGAGGAGCGCAGUCUGCUGGGGCUGAGUACAGGAAGCUUCAACGAUCGAUACUUCAUGCUGAACCAGACCUCGCUACGACUCUACAAAGAUGUCCGAAGUAAUCGUGCGGAGAAGGAGUGGCCUGUGAAAUGUCUGAAAGUUUAUCAGGGAAUAAAGAAGAAGCUCCGCCCACCGACAUGUUGGGGUCUGACUGUGGUGUAUGAAAGUGAGAAGCCUGAGAAACAGGACAAACAGCAAUGGUAUCUGUGCUGUGACACUCAGACAGAGAUGAGGGAGUGGUUUGCUACGUUUCUCAGUAUACAGCAUGCGGGUCUCCUGUGGCCAACAGAGUGGUUGAAGUCGCGUCCUGUCCCUCGUUCCUCUCCUCCUCUGGACUCUCGUCUCGGUAGUGUGUCGCUAAUUCCUCUGCGUGGUACUGAGAGUGAGAUGCGGAACAGCGUGGCUGCUUUCUCCGCAGAUCCCCUGGCUCUCUUAAGAAACCUAUGACCAUGAAGUGAUGAUGCCUCAGAAGAUGAAGAAUAUCCCCGAACGCACGACCCAAUCAGACCAGCUGGAUUCAGUCUCAUCCUGCUAGAUUGAUACGGUUAUCAAUGUUUAUCCCUCAUCUUCUGGAAAUCUUCUGGAUCUUCUGGAUCUUCUGGAAAGUUCUCCCAGCUGUUUUUAGACUUUAAACCCUUCCAGAACACGUCACUUCCUGCAGUUGCACUGUGGGACAUCAAUCGUAAAUCCUUCUGGAAAGUCCUUUUGGAUAUCGUAAGUGUUCGUUGGACCAAUGUGAAGUUCUUAGAAGGUUUUAAAAUGUGGACUGUGGACUGCAUCGUGGUGUGUGUGUGUGUGUGUGAGAGAGAGAGGGAGAGAGAGAGAGAGAGAGAGAGAGAGCAGUUUUGUGCACAAGGUUCAGUCACAUUUUAUUCUGUAGUCUGGAUACAAUUCUACCGAUGUUAAUAAGAAUAAAACACUCAAUAGCUGCAGGUCAGGCUGUUAGGAAUUAUUAACAUCUUAUUAACACACACACACACAUCUCCUGUAGCACUGUCUCUUCAGAUUAACCUUCUGAUUAUUAAAUUAUUUAUUUUAAUUUUUCUUUUGUUCAGGUCAACUUUAGUUCACAAUCAUUUCCUAAAAUCACAUCUCAGAAAUUGAGAUUUUUUUUCUUUUACAUUUCUCUACAUUUUUUAUUUUCUUCAUUUGUGUGUAUUUUACUGGACUGUUACUGAAAGUGUAUUUAGUAAUAAUUAAUGUACAUUGAUUAAAUUAAAAGUUAUUAUUUAGUCUUAUUAAGUUCUGAAAAAUGAAUGAUUGUGCUGUCUUUCUACACUCUGUGUGUGUGUGUGUGUGUGUGUGUGUGUGUGUGUGUCACUGGUUUAAAAAAAGACACACAUGGAAGAUGUUAGCUUUCAUCUAUAAGUUCGAUGAUGCUAACAUUUUUAUUCAGUGGUUUUGUUUAUUUUCUGAUCCCUGUUUUGAAGAUAACUCCACCCUCUGCUAAAUUUUACCCUUAGCAUUUUUAACUUAUUAAAAUCUGAAAGAAUGUUAGCCUUCACUGUAUAGAGUAUUCCACUGAGUUUUAUGUCAAAUAACGAACAGAAUGUUUUAUCUGAAAAAUGUUGAUGAGAAGCUAAGUCAAGGUUUGAAACAGCGAUUUUGCCAGUUAGCAUCUGUUAACAUCUGUACUGGGGUUUACUUGAUCAUUAGACAGCUUGAAUUUAAUGGCUAAAAUUUAGCUUAAAAUUAGUAAGAUAAGAACAUGUACUUUAGCUUUAUCUCACUGAUUUUUUUAAAAAACAGAUUUUAGAUUUAUUUGGAAUUGGCUGACCUUUCUCUGAAGAAAUUAAUUGUAUUUUUUAUAGUAUUGACUGGUGUUUAAUGUACAAAGUUAUGAAUGUUUAAUAUGUUGACUGAUCCAAUCAUUGCACCAUUUUAGAGGAACAGCGAUGCGCCUCAUCUGGACUAAUUUUGUAAUAUAAUCAUUAUAAAUUCAGCAAGAACAGAUCCAUCAUACACACAUGACUGAUUAUACACAUCCACAUUAAAUACCUCCAACAGCA